AUCCCAAGCCCAUCAAUCAGAUUAACCAGGCUCUUUAUCGCAUACAGCAUUGCCGUACCCCGCCAUGUCCAUGCCCUGUGAACACUAAUUACAUACUUGUACUGCUGAUACACUGAUCUCUAUGAGCCUGACCAACCAACAACCCUCCAGCUCGGGUCCAUUGACAGCAUCAUCUUCCAGGCCUGCCGUGGCCACCAGUACUGUCUCUCAGAGUUUGGUGUUGAAAAGGAGUCUGCAGGCUGCGGUCGAUGGUAAUAUUGCCACUUCUGUUUGAUACUGUCUUCUUGCCUUUCCGUUGGGUUUAUUUUGAUCCGGAAGCAUGUCCGGGAGUUGUUGACGGGUCUUUAAUUGUAUAAUUCUUGCAUCUCUGUUUUUAUUAUUAUUUUUCUUUCUUCUAUAUUUCAUGGUGAUUGUUUCUGUCUAUCAUGUUUAACCGCAAUUUUCCUCCUUUCAACUCCUUUGGCGGGUUUUAUCCUCGUGGUAACGAUUCCCCCUCUAAUGUUUUGCGGGUUGCAUUGAUUUCUAAUAAAAGCAUAGAUACAAGAAGACCGGCUGGAACUGGGUAUACCAGUAAGGUCCGUGUACGCGACAAAUACCACAUUGUUGGUUUCAUCAGCAGUGGUACAUAUGGCCGAGUAUACAAAGCCCUGGCGAAAGAUGGCCGGAGGGGCGAAUUCGCCAUCAAGAAGUUCAAACCGGAAAAAGAAGGCGAAGCCAUCCAAUACACCGGCCUCUCCCAAUCUGCCAUCCGGGAAAUGUCCCUAUGCUCCGAACUAGACCACCCCAACGUGGUGCAACUAGCAGAAAUCAUCCUCGAAGACAAAUGCAUCUUCAUGGUCUUCGAAUACACAGACCACGACCUCCUCCAAAUCAUCCACCACCACACCACCCCCCAAAGACACGCCAUCUCAGCCCCAAUGGUCCGCUCAAUCCUCUUUCAACUCCUAAACGGCCUCUACUACCUCCACACAAACUGGGUCCUGCACCGCGACCUCAAACCAGCUAAUAUCCUAGUAACCUCCAGCGGCGCAAUUCGUAUCGGCGAUCUGGGCCUCGCCCGCCUCUUCUAUAAACCCCUUAACUCCCUCUUCUCGGGAGACAAGGUCGUUGUCACGAUCUGGUACCGUGCCCCUGAACUCCUCAUGGGAAGCCGCCAUUACACACCCGCAGUCGACCUGUGGGCUGUGGGUUGUAUCUUCGCAGAACUCCUCUCCCUCCGCCCCAUAUUCAAAGGCGAAGAAGCAAAAAUGGACAGCAAAAAGACCGUCCCUUUCCAGCGUAACCAGAUGAUGCGCAUCAUCGAAAUCAUGGGCAUGCCCCGCAAAGAAACCUGGCCCGGCAUCGUCUCCAUGCCGGAAUACUCCCAACUCCAAUCCCUCGCGCUCUCACGCGCCUCAUCGGGCCACCACUUCUCCCGCCCACCGAGCCUCGAAUCCUGGUACACGAACUGUCUCAAGAACGGCGGCUACUCGUCAACCUCUAGCAUCGGGACCCCAGGUGCAGAGGGCCUAGACCUUCUCUCUCGUCUUCUCGAAUAUGAUCCUACGAAACGCAUUACUGCGCAGGAAGCACUUGAGCAUCCGUACUUUAAGGAGGGGGGACAUGUUUCUGCGGAUUGUUUCCAGGGUCUGGAGGGACGGUAUCCGCAUCGGAGGGUUACGCAGGAUGAUGGGGAUAUUAGGAGUGGUUCGUUGCCGGGGACGAAGAGGAGUGGGUUGCCGGAUGAUAGUUUGUUGGGGAGGGCGGCGAAGAGACUUAAGGAGUAA
Messenger RNA from Aspergillus glaucus CBS 516.65, 1766 nucleotides. It is a transcript of the gene ssn3, whose product is annotated as cyclin-dependent serine/threonine protein kinase SSN3. Gene Ontology annotation, molecular function: ATP binding; cyclin-dependent protein serine/threonine kinase activity; RNA polymerase II CTD heptapeptide repeat kinase activity. Gene Ontology annotation, biological process: protein phosphorylation. The record is from RefSeq and is a predicted model, not a curated record. The transcript has 3 exons. The coding region runs from base 426 to 1766 and encodes 446 amino acids. Lineage: Eukaryota; Fungi; Ascomycota; Eurotiomycetes; Eurotiales; Aspergillaceae. Gene Ontology annotation, cellular component: nucleus; mediator complex.